Gaeumannomyces tritici R3-111a-1 is the source of this 1494-nucleotide messenger RNA. Its product is annotated as threonyl-tRNA synthetase. The transcript has 2 exons. Gene Ontology annotation, cellular component: cytoplasm. The coding region runs from base 1 to 1494 and encodes 497 amino acids. Gene Ontology annotation, biological process: threonyl-tRNA aminoacylation. The record is from RefSeq and is a predicted model, not a curated record. Lineage: Eukaryota; Fungi; Ascomycota; Sordariomycetes; Magnaporthales; Magnaporthaceae. Gene Ontology annotation, molecular function: threonine-tRNA ligase activity; ATP binding.
AUGGCAGUUGCGUGUGACAGCGCCGUGCGGACAGCAGGCAGUCACGAGGUGUCACAUGGGCUUUCAAUCAGAUUCCCUGCAAUCUUGGACCCACAGCGGAGCUUCGAGGCUAGUCCGCUUCUGUUGGAUAGGUGGAUGGAUCUCGGCAUGGUCUUGCAUCGAAUGCUUUUUUUCUGGGCUGCCCCCGGCUCGCCCAUAUUUCUCCCCAACGGCACGCGCAUCUUCAACCGCCUCGUCGAGUUCCUGCGCCGCCAGUAUGUCCGCUACGGCUUCGAGGAGGUGCUCACCCCCACCAUCUACAAGAAGGCUCUGUGGGCCAGGUCGGGCCACCUCGAGAACUACUCGGACGACAUGUUCACCGUGACGAGCACGUCGCCGUCGCGCACCGACAGCAACACCGCGCUCGACGCCCAGAACCCCGCCGCCGCCGGCGAGGCCGACGACUACGGGCUAAAGCCCAUGAACUGCCCGGGCCACUGCCUCAUCUUCGCGUCCCAGCGCCGCAGCUACCGCGAACUGCCCAUCCGCUACGCCGACUUCAGCCCCCUACACCGCAACGAGGUCUCGGGUGCCCUGAGCGGCCUCACGCGCGUGCGCCGCUUCCACCAGGACGACGGCCACAUCUUCUGCCGCCCAUCGCAGAUCGAGGACGAGAUCAGGCGCACGCUCGAGUUCGUCCGGGAGACGUACGCCACGCUCAAGCUGGGCGACUACCGGCUGGUGCUGUCCACCCGGCCCGAGGACCACUUCAUCGGCGAGGCGGCCGAGUGGGACCAGGCCGAGACGGCGCUGCGCCAGGCCCUCGACGGCCUGGGCCAGCCUUGGACCCUCAGCCCCGGCGACGGCGCCUUCUACGGCCCCAAGAUCGACAUCAUCCUGCGCGACUCGGACGGCAAAGAGCACCAGACCGCCACGGUCCAGCUCGACUUCCAGCUGCCCAAGCGCUUCGACCUCGAGUACCAAGCACCCGACGACGAUACCACGGCGGCGGCGGGCCCGUCCCGACCCGUCCUCAUCCACCGCGCCGUGCUGGGCUCGGUGGAGAGGUUAAUGGCGCUUCUGGUCGAGCACUACAACGGCAAAUACCCCUUCUGGCUGAAUCCUCGCCAGGUUAUGAUCAUGGCCGUCAACGAUACCCCGCCCGUAGUUGCCCGGGCGCGUGCUGUCAAAGCCCAGCUGCUCGGCCAGGGCGUUGGUCAGCAGCCGGCGGGUACUGCGGCGGCGGCGUCGCAGCUCGCCAUAGACAUAGACGACAGCGCACGGUCGAUUGGGCUCAAGGUCAGGGAGGCCAAGUCCAAGGGUUACGGUGCUAUAAUCACGGUCGGGGCUCAAGAAGUCGAGUCAGACCUUCUCCCCGUCGAAUUCAAGGGCAUACCCAACCCAAUACUCCCUGACGGGUCGUCCCUGGUCAAGCAGGAGGGCAAAAGUCCGAUAAAACUCAAGGCAGCAGACCUGUGCCAGAUCCUCAGGCAUACAGUAGACUCGUACGAAUAG